AUGUCCGAUUACCCUGAAGACCGCAUAUUUUCCCCUCUUCGACACCACACAAGUAGUUCUCCACCCUCUUACUCCUACAACGAUGCGUUCACAUACCUCGGUUACCCCAACGAAAUAGACGCCCAAACUCCAGAAAUUGACGGCGGAGACCCAUGGCCGGACCCCAUGGAUUUACCCCAUGAGAUCACCGAGAAAAUAUUUUUCUAUGCAUGCCAGCGAUAUCCCAACGAUGAUAAGUGGUACUGCCCGUUCUAUCCGCUCUACUUCGGGAGAGUGUGCAGAGCCUGGCGGCAGUUAGCGUGGGCGACCUCUUCGUUGUGGACAACAGUUGUUAUUCGCCAAGUGGAGGUCCAGUCUACCGAGGUCCAAAGUCAGCUGCUGGAAGAGUGGCUGAAACGCACACAAGGGCGCCCACUGGAGAUCUACUUUGGCACAUGGGUCUUGUACUUCCCCCAGCGAGUCCUACACCUCCUUGUGCACUACAGAGAGCAGUGGGCCGCGAUUAAGUUUGUCAAAAUACCUCAUCAAACACUUAACCCGAAUUCGAGUCAAAAUAUGUUCGACACCCCCGUUUUUUUUCCACAGCUCACUUCCGUUACCGUGGAGCGACAUCGUGACGCCACCAGCACGAACAUUGCCCUUCUCGAUUUUUCUCAAACCCCAGCUCUGCGCGAUCUCUCUGUCAUCAACCUUCCAGGCACGAAUUUCCACGAAUACAUCAUUCACCAACGAGGGGGAAUUUCACGUCUUUCCCUAACCAACAACACAUACCUUGAUCUCAUCGCCAUCUUGAAACGAUAUCCACAGCUGGAGGAACUCAUUCUGUCGAGCCUUCCAGGGAGGGUUCCAGCGAUGAGGCGGACAGAUUUCCACCGCCACCCCCGCCUUAUGUCGAUAUCUAUUCGAUCGUCGCUGUGGCAAGCCAUCGCAAGAAUUUUCCACUCCCUUAGCGGUCUAUCCUUCCCGGCGCUCAACAAAUUGGAUCUCGACGUAUCUAAUUCUGACCCUGUCUCCAUGUCGCAACUACCACCCUUUAUCCAACCGUUGGAUUGUAUGCUGACAUCCCUUUCGCUAACGUAUCCUAUCCGGGAGGAAUUCACCGUUAUUGAUCUCCUAUUUAGCUCACCAUUUUCCGCUUUACGGGAGCUGUAUCUCACUGACUCGAGCAUGGGCCAGUCAGAAUCAGGACUAACAGCAGCGUUCUUUGAGGCUCUCCAGGUCGACGAUCCCGAGGAGGCGCUUCUUCCUCGGCUCGAGGUCUUCAACUACCAUGGAAGACUGGGGGUCUUCGCCAUCGACUUUCUCGAUCCUCUUAUCAUCCGUUCGCGUAUACGGUGUUUCAACGAGAACACGAUCACACACAGCACGGUGGAUCUAGACGACUCGAUCGCAGUCCUGCGGAAAAUCGAGAUCAAGGCUGAUCAGGACGAAUUCACUAUCGCAGAGUACACGGACGCACUGUAUGUUUGGGAGCUGAUUAGGCUGAUGGAACUGAGGAUCUUGUCACUUGCGAAUGAGGACGGGAGUGCAUGGGUGUAA
Cyclocybe aegerita is the source of this 1539-nucleotide messenger RNA. The record is from the annotation of a GenBank genome assembly. Lineage: Eukaryota; Fungi; Basidiomycota; Agaricomycetes; Agaricales; Hemipholiotaceae.